UUGUACAUACAAAAGAUAUAGUUAUCUUAACAUCCAACAAAUCUUAUUCCGUAAAACCCUAGGUAUAUAUCGACUAUUUUAGAAACCCCCAGGUCCUUCACAUGCAAACCGUUUUCAAAACCAACCUGAAGUUCUUUGCGAUUAUCAGUGAAGCUAUGAAUCCAUGGAAAGAACAAGAAUGGAGAUCAACCUGGAACCAAAAUCCGUAUGAAACUUCUGUUGACCACAGUAAAAGCAACUUUCAAAGACUCUUGUCAUUCUUAGAAGUCGAUAAUUCAUUCCUUACACCAUGGAGUUUCAACCCGGAUGCUUUUGCUGAUUUCAGAUCGAAUAUUCAGACAUAUAUGAGCUUCUCAUAUGGCUCGUUCUUCGCUUACGAUGAGCAGGUUGCAACUUUGGGAUCCCCUCAAGUGGAGCCCUUAGUGGUCGAGAAAGAAGGAACUAUCGUGGCUCAUGCGGUUGCCUUUAUGACACCUAAUGAAGGACAAUCUUCGAGCAACCAAGAGGUAAAAUCCAAGAGAGAUUAG
This is a messenger RNA of Lactuca saligna, 527 nucleotides long. The record is from the annotation of a GenBank genome assembly. Lineage: Eukaryota; Viridiplantae; Streptophyta; Magnoliopsida; Asterales; Asteraceae.